Copidosoma floridanum is the source of this 2375-nucleotide messenger RNA. RefSeq names its product ADAMTS metallopeptidase stall (gene stl). The record is from RefSeq and is a predicted model, not a curated record. Gene Ontology annotation, molecular function: metalloendopeptidase activity. Gene Ontology annotation, biological process: proteolysis. NCBI's taxonomy places the organism in Eukaryota, Metazoa, Arthropoda, Insecta, Hymenoptera, Encyrtidae.
AUGAAAUGCGCCGUCCUGACGCUCUUGCUCUUGUUCUACGGCUUCGUGCGGUGCACCGAGGAGGACACGCAAGUCGUUCUUUUGGAAUGGAAUCACGAUUCUCGGGUACCGUUGACCUUCACGGCCUUUGGUAAAAAAAUCGAGCUGGUGCUGUCGAGGAACGACAACUUGCUGUCCCCCGGCUUCGAAAUCUGGAAGCGCGAGGCAGGCGACGCUCUGAAACGACUCGACGAGCCGCCGACGAGUUCCUCCACGUGCCACUACAUCCACGAGGACGAGCUGACGAGCGCGGCCAUCACUUUUUGCAAUGGAUCCGUGCACGGGUUCGUCUUUCUCGAGAGCGACAGUCUCGAAAUAACACCCCUGGCGUACUCCUGGGACUCGAGGCGCAAGGCGAGAUCGGCACUGCCCGCGACCGGCAAGCCCCACGUCGUACGGAGGCGGCGAAUUCCUCGCUUCGAGCUCGUGGACAAACGAAACGCCGAGGAAUCCCCACCACCGCUGGCAAACGACACCACCGCACCCCUGACCAUAGAAUUGGCGGUGUUUUUCGACGCGGCCGCCUACCGCAGCUUCAAGCCGUACUUCGACAAGGGCGCCGACGAGCCAUCGGCGAGCGAGUCGCGCAUGCUGGACAUGCUCCUCGCGUACGUGAACAACAUCCAGGCGCUGUACUACCACCCGAGCCUGGGCGAGCGGGUGAGGAUAGUCCUCGUGCGGCUGGAGCUGAUGGAACGCCAGCCGGAGAGACUCGCGAACCUGGACGGCGAGCGCUCCCGGCUCCUGGACGAGUUCUGCGCGUACAGCGCGUCCAUCAAUCCACCGGAGGACGCGGAUCCCCGACACUGGGACGUGGGCCUGUACGUCUCGGGCCUGGACUUUUACGCCAUCGAGGAGGACGGCCAGAACAAUCCCGUGACCAUGGGCCUGGCACCGGUUGGCGGUGUCUGCUGGAACGAGUACGCCUGCGUCAUCGCCGAGUUCGGGGUGACCAAUCGGCUCGGGAAACCCUACCCCUCGGGGGGCUUCACCUCCGUCUACAUCGCCGCCCACGAGAUCGCCCACAAUCUGGGCAUGCAUCACGAUUCGGCGGGCAACGGGUGUCCCAAGGACGGUUACAUCAUGUCGCCUUCCCGAGGGCUCAAGGGCGAGACCCAGUGGUCGGCGUGCAGUCAAAAGGUCGUCUCCGAGUUGGCCACGAGCAAGCCGUGUCUGCUCGACCAACCCGCGGCCGAGUUGUUGGACCACAGCGGGAGGUACCUCGAGGUGCCGGGUCGCAGGUGGACGGCCAAGCGCCAGUGCGAGAUUUUGCUGAAGAAUCCGGACGCUUACGCGGACACGGGGGAUCCGGCGAGCAACAGUUGCCAGGCGCUCAAGUGCAAGAGCCCCGACAGGACGGGCUACUACUUGGCCGGGCCGGGGCUGGACGGGACGCCCUGCGGCGACGGCAAGGAGUGCCGGGCGGGUGACUGCCUGGCUAUUGACGAUAGGUGGGAAACACCGCCGAGGCUAGUGAGCGGGGGUGGCAACGGCAGCUCGGGGUGGAGCGAGUGGCGGGAGGAGGGCGAGUGCCGGAGCGGCUGCUUGCGGGGUUCCCUGGGCCGGUUGGAGCGUCGACGCGUCUGCCAGGGUGAGGAUCCGUGUCCGGGUGUCGGGGUCGACGUGGUGCUGUGCAAGGACAGCAAGGUGUGCCGUAAGCGCCUCGAGGUCGACGAGUACGCGGGGGAGCGGUGCCACGAGUUUGCCCGACAGCUCGUGGAGAUAGACGGCAACGCGCCUGGGUUGCAGGCGAAGCACGAGGCCGACCGGCCCUGGGUCGCUUGUGCCGUGUUCUGCAAGCGCAAGGACGCUGCCUCGUACUACACGCCGAAGCUCGAGCUGAGCGACAUCGGGCUGGACCCGUAUCUGCCCGACGGUACCUGGUGCCAUAGGGACCCCAACCACGGGGACAACUACUUUUGCAGGAGCCACCAGUGCUUGCCCGAAAAUUUCAGAUUCGGCAAAGAGCUGCAGCCGGACGACAACGCGGGUCCAAUGAACGCGGCACCCCUCGGCUGGCGGCCGUCCGCGGAACUCGUAAGUUACCUCAGCCUGGACGGCAGCGGCAAGCCGUUACUCACGAGGCUGCUCCCGGACGCGCGGCUGCUGCCCACCGACGGGGAUCCCUGGCUCGACUCGCACGACUACGUUGAACUGGACGAGCUGGCCGUUAGACGCUCCAGGAUCCGAACGCCGGCUUCCACGUGAAUCAUGACGAGCGGACUUUUCGCUUCAUUUUUUGUUUUUUUCAGCGGAGGAGACAUUUCAAAGGCAAUUGAAAUUCAUACGCGGAUUUAUAUUCGUUAGCUGGAACCUUUUGUUUAUUACGGUGCCGC